UAUUGAAAAAGUGUAGAGUUUGUGUUUGUGCGAGACAAAAAAAAAUGAUAUAAUAUAUAUAAAACCACAAUAGGGUUAACCGACGAAACACAAAAUCAGCAUUUUAAUUACUCUUUUAAACCAUUUUUUCAUUGUUGUGUUACAAAAUGCAUAUAAUUCGCUACAUGUGAUCAAGUUUCAUUUCCCGGUCAUAACAAACAUGUAUCAAAGCAAGAUCGAGGAGCUCCAAACUUACUUCAAAAGCCACUGCAAAAUCAAAGAGUAUUCGGGACAUUCCUCUAAAGUUCACUCUGUGGGGUGGAGCUGCGACGGUAAGCGCUUGGCUUCUGGGUCCUUUGAUAAAUCCGUCUGCAUCUACACUCUGGACAGAGAUCGAUUGAACAAAGAAAUCACCUUCAAAGGCCACGGCGGCUCCGUCGACCAACUCUGCUGGCACCAAUCCCACUCCGACCUCCUCAGUACAGCCAGUGGCGACAAAUCAGUGCGCAUCUGGGACACCAGAAUCCAGAAAUGCGUCGCCACCAUCAACACAAAGGGCGAGAACAUCAACAUCACGUGGUCUCCCGACGGAAACGCCAUAGCGGUGGGGAAUAAAGAAGACCUCGUAACUUUCAUAGACGCGAGAACCCACAAAAUCGAAGCUGAGGAACAGUUCAACUUCGAAGUGAACGAGAUCUCGUGGAACAACACCAGCGACUUGUUCUUUCUGACGAACGGGCAAGGUUGUGUCCACAUCUUGAGUUACCCGGAGUUGAAAAGACAACACAUUUUGAAAGCCCAUCCUGGAACGUGUAUUUGUAUAGAGUUCGACCCCACGGGGAAGUACUUCGCGACGGGGAGCGCGGAUGCCUUGGUGUCGCUGUGGGACAUCAACGAAUUGGCGUGCCAGAGGGUGUUCACAAGGAUGGAUUGGCCGGUGAGGACGAUUUCGUUUAGUUACGACGGGCAACUCCUGGCCUCCGCCUCCGAGGACCUGAUUAUCGACAUCGGGUUCGUGGAAACGGGCGACAAAAUCGCCGACAUUUCCGUUGAAGCAGCGACCUUCACGGUAGCUUGGCACCCAUCAAUGUACUUUUUAGCGUACGCUUGCGACGACAAGGAUGCCUACGACAGGAAGCGGGACGCCGGGAGUCUCAAAGUGUGGGGCUUUCCGUCAGACUAACACGUUUGAAAAAAUUAAUACAAAUUUAUAAACUCAAUUUUUUUACAUUGCUCUUCUUAUAUAAUUAAAUGAUAAAACUAUGAUACAUCCA
Molecule: messenger RNA, 1253 nt
Organism: Zophobas morio
Lineage: Eukaryota; Metazoa; Arthropoda; Insecta; Coleoptera; Tenebrionidae
Gene: tex
Product: THO complex subunit 3
Exons: 3
Coding region: 200-1162 (320 amino acids)
Biological process (GO): mRNA export from nucleus
Cellular component (GO): THO complex part of transcription export complex
Molecular function (GO): protein binding
Source: RefSeq, a predicted model, not a curated record